Messenger RNA from Aspergillus chevalieri, 1389 nucleotides. RefSeq names its product putative transcription factor RfeD (gene rfeD). Lineage: Eukaryota; Fungi; Ascomycota; Eurotiomycetes; Eurotiales; Aspergillaceae. The coding region runs from base 1 to 1389 and encodes 462 amino acids. The transcript is spliced from 5 exons. The record is from RefSeq and is a predicted model, not a curated record.
AUGCCUCCCCGGAGCUCCCUCUCCUCCUUUUCGGUCACAGACGCCUCAAACGAGGUCGUCUGUCCUCUGAAGAAUAACGACGGCUCCAAUUGUCGCAAGCGAUGUUUGGGAGAAAAACGCUUUCGCUCGAUGCAGGAGCAUAUCCGGCGCGCUCAUCCCAGUCACUACAUUCCUAAGCUGCCGGCUACCGAGGAGAGCUUUCUUCUCAUGGUGAACCAGGACAAAAUCCAAGUCGACUCUCCCCCCGACGAACCUCACCCCGCCGCCGCCACCGCCGCUGUCGCACUGGCUCAAUUGCACCAUCAUCGCCUUGCCUCCGACUGGGAGGAGGACACUCGCUCCGUGGAACUCCCGCCUCUGCGCGACCAUUUCAAGCACGAGGACUCGCUCCCUCCCUUCUCUCCCCCGCGCCCGAGGAAGGAUUUCCUGCUCCCCUCCAUUCUGUCCCAUUCGCCCCCGCCGCGCUCCUCCACGCUGCCCCCGAUCCACCGCAAAGACCGGCUCCCCAGACCGCGCAAGUCGUCCAUCACGCAGAAUGCUCGCAAACCCAAACACGAUCGGCCCCGUCGUCCCAGUCUCGGUGAACGCAAGGCCUUGUCUGCGGAACCGCAAACCGCCGCCUGGGCCCAAGGUAAGCGCUGGGAAGAUCUGAUUGAAGCUGCUACGUCCGCUACAGAGGCCGAUGAUGACCGUUCUUCAGAGCACGGCCCGUCGCCUACGAUCCCUCCGCUUAUCGCCAAUAUCACCUCGGCCCCGUUGGACCAGCCGCAUCGCUCCUCGCUCCCUCCCGCCUUCCAUCCCCCGCAUCGCUCGCUCCCACCGCCGUACGCUGCGUCGCCCCUACACAAGUCGCUGACCCCGCCACCGCAAAUGCACCGCGGUCGCGACUCGGAUCUAGAGCCCUUUCCAUCCAUCGAAUCCUCGCUCGAUUCGGCCUCGAGCGCCUCAGGCAAGAACUUCCCGGUCUCUCGUAAUCUAGCCCCGUCCGCGCUAUCAGACUCCAGCCCGGUUUACAACAUGUACCCCUCAUCCAUGCACGCGCGACAACACCACCGCUUCUCGAACCCCACGCCAGCGUCGCUCCGGAGCAGAGAAAUCAACAUCUACUGCGCUAGCUGCCAGCGCCCCUGGGCGUUGGACGACUGCUACGCCUGUACCGAAUGCAUCUGCGGUGUCUGUCGCGACUGCGUCGGGAUGUUCCUCACCAGCCCGGCCAACAUGUUCCGGAACAUAACAUCGAGUCCUGGCAGCGGUCCCACGAACGGCAUGUUCCAGGGCCCGGGUCCCGGUCCCGGUCCGACUAGUCACCCUAGUCCUGGUCCGAGGGGGUGUCCGCGAUGCCGCACGGUCGGGAGUAAAUGGAAGGCAUUUCAGCUUGAGUUCCGUUGA